UUUAGCGGUUUCCCCUCCAACUGCGGCUCUUCUAACUGCUCCUUCCCCUCCAGAUAAGGCACACAAACCUCUCUCUCUCUCUCUCUCUCUCUCUCUCGUUUGGUGGAGAAAAAAGGGCAAGAGGACCUGUUCCAAAGACCUCUUCUUCGUCAGCUGCUUUCUCUCUCUGCCCCUCUCUCUCUUUCCUUCUUUAGCAAAAAUGUCGGCAGUAAUGGGAGCUGUGUCUGGUUCCAAGGACAUUCCCUUCAACAAUCCUGAUAUGGAGAAAGAAAAAGAGAAGGGCGGAUGCGAGAAAAACGAGCCGAGUGAGCUGCACCAUAACGACUCUGAUGCAGAACAAGACAAUGACGAAGAAUUCGAGAAGCUCGCCAGGAAACUCAGCUACACCUCCGUCUGUUCUACAGAGACUGAUUUCGAAGCCGACGAAGAUGACAAGAAUCUCGACCUCGGUCCUCAGUUCUCUCUCAAAGAACAGCUCGAGAAGGACAAGGAUGAUGAGAGUCUGACGAGGUGGAAGGAGCAGCUUCUUGGGAGUGUAGAUAUCAAUGCUGUUGGAGAGACUGCGGAACCGGAAGUGCAGAUCACGAGCCUCACGAUCCUGUCGCCUGACCGACCCGAUGUGGUUUUGCCAAUUCCCUUUACUCCUAAUUCCAAGGGCUUUGCAUUUGCCCUCAAAGAUGGAAGCCGCUACCGUCUCAAGUUCUCCUUCAUCGUCUCCAACAACAUUGUCUCGGGGCUUAAAUAUACAAAUACGGUCUGGAAGACUGGAGUCAGAGUGGAGAAUACAAGAUUAAUGCUGGGAACUUUCAGUCCGCAGCAAGAGCCAUACGCGUAUGAACUAGCAGAAGAAACCACUCCUUCGGGUCUCUUUGCAAGGGGUUCCUAUUCUGCAAGAACAAGGUUUGUAGACGACGACGGGAAGUGUUAUUUGGACACCAACUACUGCUUUGAAAUUCGAAAGGAUUGGCCGACAGAGUCUUGAGCUUUCCCUUUCCUUGAACCUGAAAAACUUACAAUUUGACGACUUGGGGUUGUUUGGAGAUUUAACAAAUCGACGUAAGGGAUGUUCUUCAAUUGAAUAUUGUAUCUUUUGUAAUUGAACCAGUGAGAAAUUACGCUCCAUUUGUUUUUUAAUUCUUUCUUUCUUUUUAAUGAGCUUAAGCCACAGAUGAGUUGUAGCAGAUCCCUGCUGCAGCAUUGAUAUUUUCAACGGCCUGUAUAUGGAGAUUCAUCUUGUGUACUGAAAACUUGUCCCAUGGUUCUUGGAGGUGUGUUUUUGGACCGUUGAAAACGUUGGAUUCUUUUUCACUA
Messenger RNA from Magnolia sinica, 1311 nucleotides. RefSeq names its product rho GDP-dissociation inhibitor 1-like. Lineage: Eukaryota; Viridiplantae; Streptophyta; Magnoliopsida; Magnoliales; Magnoliaceae. Gene Ontology annotation, molecular function: Rho GDP-dissociation inhibitor activity; protein binding. The transcript is spliced from 5 exons. Gene Ontology annotation, biological process: Rho protein signal transduction. Gene Ontology annotation, cellular component: cytoplasm; cytosol; membrane. The coding region runs from base 200 to 982 and encodes 260 amino acids. The record is from RefSeq and is a predicted model, not a curated record.